This is a messenger RNA of Vespula vulgaris, 2032 nucleotides long. RefSeq names its product protein phosphatase 1H. The transcript has 7 exons. NCBI's taxonomy places the organism in Eukaryota, Metazoa, Arthropoda, Insecta, Hymenoptera, Vespidae. Bases 379 to 1830 code for a protein of 483 amino acids. The record is from RefSeq and is a predicted model, not a curated record. Gene Ontology annotation, biological process: protein dephosphorylation. Gene Ontology annotation, molecular function: protein serine/threonine phosphatase activity; cation binding.
UUAUGCGAACGAUUCACAGAUGGCGUGUUUAAAAGUGUAUUCUUACUACUCGUGCCAGAGACACUGUCAAGUUAUAACCUAUCGUAUUGUUGACAAUAGUUUGUCAACAAGAUGUCAGUAUUUUAAGAUAAUCUUAUAAUUAUGUUUCAUAGUGACAGCUAACCCAACGCAUCAAAUACAUCGUGUUGUGUCUAUGCCAUAAAAAAAAACUUAAUUAAUAUUCACCGCAUGAUUACAUCCCACGAUCGGAAGUGCAUUAAAACACUUUCGACAGUAGUGCCUAAUAUUUUGUUGAAUAUGUAUUUUAUAUGACAUAGUAAUUUAUUGAAUUAAUAGAUUAAGAAUUGAUACAUUGCAUAAAAAAAAAAGAAAUUUAAAAUGUUAAACCGAUUCAAAUCAGUAUUGAUGAAUGCUGUAGGUGUAAGCGAACUUGACCUACAGUAUCCAAAUGAUUCAAACAAUGAUGUGAUGAUAGAUUAUGUCAAUUCAAAUUUUACGGUAGAAGUGGAAAAUAAGCCUUAUAGUCGACCUAGUUUCCUAGGACUUACAGCCGAAGAAACACAGGUUAGUGCUGAUCAUAGAGUAAGACCUAUAAUAGUCCCAAGAGAUUUAAGCCGAUUACCGUGGUGUGCUGGUUACGCAGAAUGUAUAAAUGCUGGAAAAAGUGUUUGGAAUGAGGAUCAAGCAUCUGCAACACGAGGAGACCUGAAAUUGACUGAUAUGAAUGCUACAUUGCCUUAUGUUAUGUUUUCUAUGUUUGAUGGCCAUGCUGGAUAUCAAGUAGCUCUUACUGCAAGAUUACAUUUACACAGAAUAAUUCUUGAAAGGUUGAUUGCUAUACCAAGUACCGUACUAUUUAAUGAAGACGAAGAAGAAUUUAUAAAAGGUAAAGAUUUAGUUACAGGUGCUAUCGAAUUAGCUUACAGACAAAUGGACCAAAUGGUAGAAGCUCAAGCUCAAAACGGCGGUGGAGGUUGUACAGCUAUUACUAUUCUAUUUCUUAAUGGCAGAUUAUAUGCUGCUGGUGCUGGUGACUCUAGAGCAGUGCUUGUAUUAGGAGAUAGUCAACGUGCUCUUACUAGAGAUCAUACUCCAGAUUCUGAAUCCAAUCGUGUAAGAGCUUUAGGAUUUUUAAGAAGUCACGAAUUAUUGAAAGGUUACUUCACACCAUUAGAAUUCAAAAAAAGGCCAUUACAAAAGGAAUUGGGAACUAUGGUCCUAUAUAGAGAACCUUAUAUGACUGGUUGGGCAUAUAAAACAUUAUCUCAUCUUGAUUUAAAGUUACCUCUUAUUUCUGGUCAUGGAAAACGAAGUAGAGUUAUGGGUACCAUAGGAGUAACAAGAGGUUUUGGUGAUCAUGGCUUGAAAGCAGCCAAUACAGGUGUCAGUAUCAAACCAUUCUUAUCCUCUCAGCCUGAAAUACAAUCCUUAAAAUUAGAGGAUUGCAAUCUCACGGAACGAGAUUGCAUUAUUAUAGCUACUGAUGGAUUAUGGGAUGUUGUUUCUGACAAAACAGCAGCUGCUAUUCUUAGAAAAACACUUGCCCCAGAUACGCCUUCUUUAGAAUAUAGGCUUACAAUGGGUGCACAAGAAUUAGUACAAGCUGCUAGAGGUCGAUUAAUGGGAAGAACAUGGGUGGGAAAAUCUGAAAAUUCUAAUGAAAACGAAGACAAACUCGCCCCAAUGGCUUCGGUUGAUGACAUAAGUGUAAUGGUAGUACCAUUGUAUCCAUAUCUCUGCGAACAUAAACAAUGGUUAAAGUCAAUUCAGCAGGAAAGAAAGUAUUCUAAUGAUUCCUCACACAUAUCUAUCAAUAAUUCGAUACAAUAAUCAUUUAUAAUUGAAUUAUUAAAAGUGUGCAUACAAAUAUUAGUUGCUCCUAGAGAGUAUAAUCUUAUGUAUAUGCAAAUAAUACUAAUUAGUGAUUAUUUACAUUUGACAAGAAAAAAAAUUUUAUUUGUACUUUCAUAUAUAAAUUUUAAUCAAUAAUUUCGUAAAAAUGGUGAAGUGUGUAUCAAAAUGGUUAUUUAUU